Molecule: messenger RNA, 1214 nt
Organism: Umbelopsis ramanniana AG
Lineage: Eukaryota; Fungi; Mucoromycota; Umbelopsidomycetes; Umbelopsidales; Umbelopsidaceae
Exons: 9
Coding region: 31-1125 (364 amino acids)
Molecular function (GO): D-amino-acid oxidase activity; FAD binding
Source: RefSeq, a predicted model, not a curated record
CACGGUUGUUCCAAACUGGUAUCACAUAGCAUGGGAGCUCCGAAAAUCAAUGUCGUUGGCGCUGGCGUUCAAGGUCUUACAGUAGCUCUUAUCCUUCAAAAGAAAGGUUACGAUGUGACGGUGAUCGCAAAGUACUGGCCGGGAGAUCUCAGUAUCGAAUAUACAUCACCGUGGGCAGGCGCGGAUUGGCAAGCUAUGGCUUCCAAUGAAGACUUACGAUUGCAAAAGUUUGAAUCCGAUACAUUCAAAGUGUUAUGGAAGCUCUCGCACCUCCGGCCGAAGGAAACCGGGAUCAUCAGAGUCCCGUCCGUCAUGUACUUUGAUGAAAAGACCGAAAAUACUGUCGAUCCUUGGUGGAAAGACCUGGUACCAGAUUUCAAAAUAAUCCCUCAGGAGGAGUUACCCGGAUCAGCGGUAGUUGGACUAUCUCAUACCAGUGUGUGCAUCAAUACACCCCACUACCUCAAAUGGCUCCUGUCAGAAUUCACAGCACUGGGUGGGAAGGUACGCAAACAGUUCCUGCGCCACAUUCAGGAUGCUGCCGAUGAAGACGGCUCAACGGCAGCCAUUGUGAAUUGUACUGGUUUGCAAGCUAGAUACCUAGGGGGUGUAGAGGACAAGAAGGUGUUUGCCACGCGUGGUCAGACAGUUUUAGUUCGAGCUCCCCAUUUCAAGAAGAUCCUGACCCACCAAGGCAAGGAUUAUGUGACUUACAUUAUUCCGCGUUCCAAUGGAGAUGUCAUUCUUGGAGGAACACAGCAGCAUCAUAACUAUGAUCAAGAACCCGAUUUCGGCACUGCCCGCGCUAUUAUGGAGCGCACUUAUAAGCACUUUCCCGAAUUGACGCAUGGAAAAGGCAUUGAGGCAUUGGACAUCGUAAGGCAGAAUGUGGGCCUGCGGCCGACUCGAGAAGGAGGUCCACGUGUCGAAAAUGAGUUUAGCAAGGCACCUUCGGGAAAAACAUUGCUCAUCACACACAACUAUGGUCAUGGUGGUUACGGGGUGCAAACAUCGUGGGGCAGUGCAACCGCCGCUGCCAAACUCGUGGUCAGCGGUCUCUCUCAGAUUCAAGGAGCAGCUUCCGAUGUCCACGGCUUGUUGGAUGACCUUUGGAGUAAGCUUUGAGUCAAAAUAUAAUAUCAUGUCUCGGUGGUUUGCAGUAUGAUCUAUAUGAUUUUAAUGACUUUUAAGACAAGAGCUGUGAAAUAAACGCA